Molecule: messenger RNA, 1238 nt
Organism: Striga asiatica
Lineage: Eukaryota; Viridiplantae; Streptophyta; Magnoliopsida; Lamiales; Orobanchaceae
Source: the annotation of a GenBank genome assembly
ACACUUUCCACAUAUGGACUGUUUCUUCCAUUUCUACCCUUCUCCUUGAAAAGCUGAGGAAACUAGGUAAAGCCAGAGGUUCCGCUCAGAAAACCAAGAACACUGAAGAACAAAAUUUCCACAGUCCCUCUCGCAAUCCGAAAAUGGCUUUCGCCACGCGCCUGCUUUCCAGAUCCACUCGCCAGUUUUUUGCUUUUGUUUUUUUNCGGCCGGAGUGUGUUGUUCCAUCUCGCGCCUUCGCUAAAGGAGCUGGAAGCGCUCCCCCAGCUUUGAAGGGUGAUGAGUUGUUGAAGGGCAUUUUCCUUGAGGUGAAGAAAAAAUUUGAGACAGCCAUAGGGGUUCUACGGAAAGAGAAGAUCACCAUUGAUCCUGAUAAUCCUGCUGCUGUGGCUGAGUAUGCCAAAGUCAUGAAGAGUGUUCGGGAAAAGGCUGAUCUUUUCUCGGAGUCACAGAGGAUCAAAUACACUAUUGAAUCACGAACCGAAGAUAUACCUGAUGCCCGAUCCUAUUUGCUGGCCUUGAAGGACAUCAGGGUCAAGAGGGGCCUUGUUGAUGAACUAGGUGCAGAGGCUAUGAUGAUGGAUGCACUAGACAAAGUUGAGAAGGAAUUGAAAAAGCCACUUUUGAGAAAUGAUAAAAAGGGAAUGGCCCUCCUUAAGGCUGAGCUUGGCAUUCGUAGAGAAGACCUGCCAAAAUAUGAGGAGCAAUUGGAACUAAAAAUCGCUAAAGCCCAACUGGAGGAGCUGAAGAAGGAUGUUCUUGAAGCCAUGGAAACUCAGAAGAAACGGGAAGAGUUCAAGGAGGAAGAAAUGCCUGAUGUGAAGUCGUUAGACAUCCGAAAUUUCAUCUAAACCUGAAAUUAUGCAACUUAUCUUAUGUACUUGUUUGGCCAUUUAUGCCUGUGCUCUUUGGGAAUCUCCUAUGUUUGGAAGGAGUUAAUUUGCUUCUGACAGAUUGAAGAAUACCAGACACGGGAUGCCUUGUCGUUUCAUUAAUAAUGAUAAUGAUGUCGAAAAUUUGCAUAGAUCAUGCACAUCUUUCUUGUUUGAUGCAGUUUGUCCUGGAACAAGCAAUAAUUAUGCUGUAUUUUGAGCUUGAUAUUCGCCUUGCACAGCUCGCUGAAAUAUGCCGAGUUUUGUUUUUCUUAAAUUUUAUUGGGUGUGCACGAUGCAUUUUCGUGUCUGAUUUAGUUCACUUGUUCAUGUUGAAAGAUUUUCUUUUAGUUUACAAGAUAUAAG